Molecule: messenger RNA, 1003 nt
Organism: Spirodela intermedia
Lineage: Eukaryota; Viridiplantae; Streptophyta; Magnoliopsida; Alismatales; Araceae
Source: the annotation of a GenBank genome assembly
AUGGAUCCCAGGGACGAGCCCAUGGACGGCAGGUAUGCGGCGGCUGUGGCGGCCGCCGCCCUCGCCAUCAGCUCCCGGGAGCAAGGAAGACAAGGUCAACUGUGGGAGGAAAGCACGCCGAUUGGAGGUCAACGCAGUCUGACCAGGAGCAAGAGCAGAAGGGAGAGCAGCAGCAACUUGAGUAAUCCUAGUGAUUCUGGAAGAAUUUCCAGAUGGCUCACAGUUAAGGAGGGUAAAGAGGACAGAGACUCAGCAGGUGAGCUUCCAAAGCCCAGUUUGUUCUGAUCUCAGCUCUUUUUGGAAAGAAAGUUUCCUCAAACUCUUCUUGCGGUGAAAUCAGAGGCGGCGGUUGACCGGACAAAGUCAAAGAAGGAAGGGCCCGAAGCCUCAACGGCCAAGAAGGCUCCCUCUUCCACAGAUAUGGGGAGCAAGAGAUUCGCAGGUGCCAAGGGAAACGCCUCAGCUGCGGGGAAGAACACCCUCAGCUCAAGCACCUCCAGGAGAGGAGAAACUCAGGCGGAUGCAUGGGAGCGAGCUGAGAUGGCUAAAAUUAGAAAGAGGUACAGUCACAGUUCAUCAGCCGUCUCUCCUCGGAUAUCUCGGAUUCAUGGUGAGAUGAGAAGAUAUGGGUUGACUUUUCAUUUCUCAGAUAUGAGAAGAUGCAUUCGGCGAUUCUCGAGUGGGAGAAGGAGAAGAAGCACAAGUCUAGGAGGAAACAGGAGCACGAGGAGGUCGUCUCCCAUUCUUCCUCACCAUGGCUGCACACAUGCUAAGCUCAGAGAGUUGACUUCCUAUCUAUGGAAAUUUGCAGGGGCAGCUGGAGAGGAGAAGAAAAGUGGCCCUACAGAACUACCGUGACGAGGUAAACAGGGUCGGCGAGAUUGCUGACGGUGCAAGGAUGGCUGCAGAUGAGAAGAAGAGGAACGAUGAGCGCAAGGUCAUGGAGAAGGCUAAUGAGAUCAGGUCAACUGGGAAAGUCUCCUCUACGUGUUUCUGCUUUUAA